AUGAUGUUGGCAUCUCCCAAAUCUUUUGUGCUCAAAUCUAUGAUAUUGUCGUGUUUUGCUACUCUUUCAGUCAUAUUCUAUGGAGACAGACUCCGCACCGAAAAUCUUGAAUGGCAAGAAGCAGCAUUCUUCGCAAAAAACAAAAGUUACAUAUUGCCACCCUUUAUUAGAUAUCGAGAACAGUAUUUGGUAUUAGACAAGUAUCGCCUCGCCACUUGCCAAAUAGAAAAAAUAAUGAGUACAAUCAGAGGAGCUAUAUUUUGCUUUCUCACCGACUCGAAAAAAUUUUUGGAGCAUAACAGAACCAUUAGCAACGAACCGUGGAAAAAGAAAGAAAGGUUCUGCAAGGAGCGAAGUUACGUCCACGAAGAUCUUGAUAAAACUUUAAAGAAUAUGGGGCAAGAUGUUGUCUUGUUUACGAUUGUGAGAGACCCUGUAGAACGACUGAUAAGCGGUUUUGUAGACAAAUGUUUGAGAGAGCGUCAUCGAUGGAACUCGUGCUACGGAUGCCCUCGGAAAACAAAAGAUAGCUCUCUACGAUGCUUCCUAAAUCGAUUACACUGCUCCUUGCGAAGCAUUCUGCGAAAUGAAAAUGGCGAUUUUUAUUUUGAUCGCCAUUUUGCCCCUCAAUCGUGGUACUGCGACUUUAGAAAUCACAUCAACAACUAUACCAUUCUGAAGUACUCCAAUACGGAGAAAGGAAUUGCAAGAGUGGCCUCUCAAUUUGACAACUUGUUUGAAAAAUCUGGAAUCUCAUCUUUUGAGCGUAAAAUAAUAAAGGAGGAAAUUUUGAAGGGAUCUACAAGACAUUCGACUCGUGGUUCUAAAGAUGUUGUUCUUGUUAGGCAAUUGAUAUCACUGAACAAAGAAAUACUGAGAAAAAUAAUUGAUAUUUAUUAUCAUGACUUUGUUAUAUUCGGGUUCCCUCUCCCUGUUGCAUGA
Cylicocyclus nassatus is the source of this 942-nucleotide messenger RNA. NCBI's taxonomy places the organism in Eukaryota, Metazoa, Nematoda, Chromadorea, Rhabditida, Strongylidae. The record is from the annotation of a GenBank genome assembly.